This is a messenger RNA of Magallana angulata, 5293 nucleotides long. RefSeq names its product transcriptional enhancer factor TEF-1-like. Gene Ontology annotation, biological process: embryonic organ development; hippo signaling; regulation of transcription by RNA polymerase II. Gene Ontology annotation, molecular function: DNA-binding transcription factor activity, RNA polymerase II-specific; RNA polymerase II cis-regulatory region sequence-specific DNA binding. NCBI's taxonomy places the organism in Eukaryota, Metazoa, Mollusca, Bivalvia, Ostreida, Ostreidae. The record is from RefSeq and is a predicted model, not a curated record. Bases 944 to 2227 code for a protein of 427 amino acids. Gene Ontology annotation, cellular component: transcription regulator complex. The transcript has 12 exons.
CCGAGAACUGCCGGUCUAUGCAAGGCAUGGCUGUAAUGUCGUGAAAAGCUUGGCAUCCCUCGAAUACUUGUCAUACUUCUUCGCAUAACUUCCGGCCUCUACAAAGUUCACCUGAGUCGUCUUGGAACUUUCCAGGGAUGCAGUUCCAUUUUGAGCGAAAAGUUAUGAGAUCAUUUAUGUGGGAUAUUUUAAUGAAAUUUGAAUGUUCGGGAAAACGAACGUGACCCAAAUAUAAAGGUGUAGAGUCCCGUGAAACAGCGAAUGGCCGACCGCCGAAUGCAUAUCAGAGGUGUAGCAAUGGAGGUAUGGUAGUCGGGCCAGCGAUUUGUGUACAGGAAUUUCUCGUUGGAUUUACCUACUCUGUGCCAUUUCUAUGAGAGAUCUGGCCUUUUUUUGUUUAUAUGCUCAUUUUUCGUAAUGUUUCGGAAUCAGCUGAUAUGUAGAGGUGAUUUUGGUUUUUGUUGUGACAUUUUGGUAUUGUGUUUAUCGUGACCACUUGUUAUUAAAACGUGUUAUGACAACUUCGUGAACAGACAAAAUGAAGUCUGGUUUAUUCAAGGAUUAUAUCCAUUUUCUUACACAAUUUUACUAAAACAUGCAUUUAAUCAAUUUAUACAGUUAGGUCAAUAAAUUCAUAUUGGCCUAUGAAUUAUUUGUUUUAUGUCGGGUGUGGUGAAAUACAUAGUACAGUUGCCAUGUGAAGUGAGGAAGAAAGACAUGAAAAAUGAAAGUUGGUCCUUUGUUGGUGAAGGGAAGGGAAGGUAAAAAUGGAUUUGGGAAGGGGGGAGGGUGUAGAGAGAGGCUGGAUAAUAUGUUUUUGUUGUGCUCCCAUUGAGGCAGGACAAGUCCUCUUGACUGUUGAGAGCUUUGGAGAUCGGUAUGUCCUGUUUCACGGCCAGAACAGAGACCCACAGAGACUACUUUGUGCAUGUGAGGGGGCUGGAUGUCUUCAGCGUGGAACAGCGAGAAUCUGGGGGACUCCCUCCCCAAAGAUGAUCCGGACAGCCCCGAGGCCAACAACAACGAUGACCUGUCCAAUGAUGCGGAGGGGGUGUGGAGCCCAGACAUUGAACAGAGCUUUCAGGAGGCACUAGCAAUCUAUCCACCCUGCGGGCGACGGAAAAUCAUCCUGUCCGACGAGGGGAAGAUGUACGGUCGAAAUGAGUUAAUUGCUCGUUACAUCAAACUACGGACGGGAAAAACUCGGACACGGAAACAAGUGUCCAGUCAUAUCCAGGUGCUGGCGCGGCGGAAAGCCAAGGAGAUCCAGGCCCAGCUCAAGUCCAUCCCAAUGCAGGAUCAGGCCGCGAAAGACAAGGCUCUCCAGAGUAUGGCAUCCAUGUCAUCGGCUCAGAUCGUGUCCGCUAGUGCUAUCCACAAUAAAGCCCUGGCCCAGGGCAUCCCAAUGCCCAAUGUCAGACCCUCCUACCCAGGGGGACCCAGCGGCUCCCAGUUUUGGCAAAACAACAUGGGACCCCAGGAGGACGUGAAGCCUCAGUUUGGAAACUAUAACCCGGAUGUGAAGCCACCCACAUCAAUGAACAGCGAGUCGGUGUCACCAGCCUGGCAGGGUCGAUCCAUCGCUGGCCCCAAACUACGCCUCGUCGAGUUCUCCGCCUUCCUAGAACAAACCCGCGACCCAGAUACGUUUCACAAGCACCUGUUUGUACACAUUGGUUCUAAUGCCAGCUACUCGGAUCCUCUGUUAGAGGCGGUUGAUAUACGACAGAUCUACGACAAAUUUCCAGAGAAGAAGGGCGGACUCAAAGAAUUGUAUGAUAAAGGCCCACAAUCGGCGUUCUUUCUUGUCAAGUUCUGGGCGGACAUUAACACCAAUGUACAGGACGAGAGUGGGACGUUUUAUGGAGUCACCAGUCAGUAUGAAAGCAAUGAGAAUAUGGCAAUAACUUGCUCCACCAAAGUGUGUUCAUUUGGUAAACAGGUCGUGGAGAAGGUAGAGACGGAGUUUCCUCGAUACGAGAAUGGGCGAUACGUGUACAGAAUAAACCGGUCGCCGAUGUGUGAAUAUAUGAUCAACUUCAUCCACAAACUGAAGCAUCUACCGGAGAAAUACAUGAUGAACAGUGUUCUGGAAAACUUCACCAUUUUACAGGUUGUCAGCAAUAGAGACACCCAGGAAACAUUAAUGUGCAUAUCAUACGUGUUUGAAGUGUCCACCAGUGAACACGGGGCUCAGCAUCACAUAUACAGACUGGUGAAAGACUAACACCCCCACCCCACCCCCCAAAAACACGCUAUAAAUAGCCUCAGCAACUAGUGCCACAAGAUGAAGUCGCUUACAGAAUGUGCCACGUCCCUCUCCUCAUGGCUCUUCCGUCUGAUUGGGCGAUUUUUCCCGCCCCCAUACGCGUCAAAAGUUUUACACACGAGGCAGCUCAGGAACAGAACUGCUUACAGAAAAAUUAAUAAUUUGUUGUCAUGGAAACAGAGAUCAUGUGCAAACUGUUGGAAACCAUAUAAUUUUUUAUAUAUGCAAAGCUAUUUAUUGUAUAGAAAGAUGCUUAUCUGUUGUUUCCCCCCCAUCUUUGUCUGACUUCCAGAUGUUUGAAUAGUUUUCUACUUUCCUAUAAAGUAUUGGGUUUUUGCCUUGUGCAUUCGUUUCUGAAUUUUUAACUCUGAAUCUGUUCUUAUGUGCUAAUUUACAGUUGUUUAAGAUUUCUCCUUCACUUUUCAUUGUAAUUUCAAAUGAAAUGAUGAAUAUUGUUAAAGAUCAUCCUUUGGUGUAAACUAAUUGAAAUGCCUCAUCUCCAUGGGUCAUGUAACAUUGUUUUACAAUGUUAAAGUGGAGUCAUAUAUUUGUUUUGGCACAAUUUUUAUCAAUAUUUUAUUUCUACCAGUAUUGUGUAAAUAUGAAUCAUUAGUUUGUUAAUAUAUUAUACAGUUAAUGUAACAAAACUGGCUAUGUUUUUACCGUUGUACAAAAGAACAGAUUUUAUUUACAAAAACUCUGCACAAAAUAUGAUUUGUACUAUUUAGUAGAAUUCUGUCACAAAAUAUAGCUAAGAUCGUUGCCAUACAAGUGUACAAAAUUUUUUAUUAUAAUUAACAAUUGUGCAAAAGAGUUCUGAUGAUAACGUUGAACAUUCUGUAGCUUUCUUAUGAAGAAUUCUUCCUUGCUUAAUCAAAGAAUGUAUGAUUGAAAACAGAGAGAGAGAGAAAGGGAGAGAGAGAAAGAUGGAUUGAUCAUGCUACAUAUUGGGAGAAAGGGAUACCCCUCCCCUUUCUUCUACUUGACUGUUGGUUUACAUUUCUAUGUUGAUAUUUUAUACAUGACAAUAUUUUAAUCUAGGAAGUUGUAAAUUUUAUGAAGUGGUUGAAAAUUUCUUGUUGAGAUAUUUUUUUUACAUAUUGUGACUGAGACAAUGUUUUAGGUUGUUAAGAGUCUCCAGGUUGUAACAGAAACGUGGGCAUACAUUUUAUUCUUCUAUUUAUGUGAUUCACUAACUGCUGUUUCAUAUCUGAUCUAAUGGGGGAAGAUAAACAUCCACGAAUUUAGGAUCCGUAAGAUUCUUACACAUUAACUUUUCAGAAGAACAUAACUUCCAUUUUCAGAAUUUUGAAGUCAUCCACAAAACAAAAUAAAAUAUUUCAUUUAAACUGAUAACUUUGUAGGACAUGGCCUGAAUUAACCAAUCAGCUUGAUUCUUUCUUCUGAUAAAGCUAGGGAGCAGUCAUUAUUCUGCAUUUGUUGACACUAGGUGGUGCUGCUGAGAGUGAAGAGUGAGUAGCAUUUAAUUCUUGAACCUUGAUCUCAGAUGUAUAAUAAGCAUUGUAUUUGUCAUUCGAGCAUUGAACCUCACCGAUUCACCAGACCCACUUGUACACAUCACCUGUCCCUGUCCGCUGUACGCCAUUACAACUAUGCAUGAUGUUCUCUGUAUUCUGUUGGAUCUGUGUACAUAUAUCAUGAAAUGUGUAAUCAUUGCAUGCUGAAGUAUAAGCUCUAUAUCUACAUGUACACCAUACUAUACCAUUACGACCCCCACCCCGCCCCCUCCAUUCUGUUUGAUGUGAUAAACAUUGAUCCUGUCACCUGUAGAGUAAUACAAACACCCCCAGCUCUUGUACAGAGUCAGGAAUGUUCUAGGAUUAUUCAUUGUUUUAUAUCAAGGACAUGAUAUCUUGCCUUCUACCAAACCAGUGGACCUUUCACUGUCCAUCGUAUUCUAUGCAAGUACAGACUGCGAGCUGUAUACCAACUGUUGAGUUUCUAAGGUUCCUUCUUUUUGUGGAGUGAAUGUGAGGUUGUCAUACCAACGCCUGAUUCCCUGAUGUUACCGAUUCCAUUUGUUUAUAGGAAGUUUUACAAAUUCAAAAGUGACACCAUAUGCAAUCAAAAAGUUUGGGGAGGGAAUGGUUAACUGGCAGAUAAAUGAUGAAACUUUUCAAAGAGAGAACUUACUUGAUUGAGAACACGGAGCUGGGUGAUAUCUGACACUACAUCAGGUGAUGACACUACAUCAGGUGGUGACACUGCAUCAGGUGGUGUCACACUGCAUUAGGUGGUGUCACACUAAAUCAGGUGGUGACACUGCAUUAGGUGGUAUAGGAGAAUUCAGUGGAAUCAGGGGUUGGUAUGAUGGCUGACAGAAAAGCCAUCUAAUGAUGCUGCAUUUGUAUAUCUCCAUUAGUAAGUCUUUUGGUGCAUUUUAUUAUAACCUUUAUAUUUUUGUGUAUUUUAUUACAAGACGUAUAUGUUUAUGCAGAUUUUUCGCCCCCACCAGUUGCUCUCUAGUGCCUUUGUGUAAACUUGCGUCCAAUUUAGCACUGGUGAUACCAAACAUCCAAGUUUAGAAAAAAAAAUGCAUGGAUAUUUUUAUCUCGCAUAUCUAUGUUACAUUUCUCAAUGUUGUUGAGAUGUAAGGAUCAUUUUAGUGAGGAGGAAAGUUGAUUAAAUUUCUUCUGUACAUAAUCAUAAGACUGUUUACCAUGAACAAUGUUAGAUUUAUAGUAUUGUACCAGUUGGAGUUAAGAUCAAUUUUAACUUUGUCAUAGACAAAACAAAAAAGAUAGUGUUUAUUUUUAGACAUGAUGAAAUACUUGCCCACGUGGUGGAUGGGCCUGGUGCAUUUGUACUGAAUACUUACAUAUUUUUAUUGACUCUUACAGAUCAUUUGUUACAUAGUACAAUAAUUAACGUGUUUUGUAAUAUUGAGCUGUACAGCGUUUAUGCUUCGUUGGAGAAUGGUUUAUCCUACCUGGUUACACAGGUAAUGUUUUUUUGUAUAAAAUGACAGAAAAAAUACAGAUAAUAAAACAAUGAGAUAUACAA